Messenger RNA from Lethenteron reissneri (Far Eastern brook lamprey), 1696 nucleotides. Its product is annotated as neuroserpin-like. NCBI's taxonomy places the organism in Eukaryota, Metazoa, Chordata, Hyperoartia, Petromyzontiformes, Petromyzontidae. Gene Ontology annotation, molecular function: serine-type endopeptidase inhibitor activity. Gene Ontology annotation, biological process: negative regulation of endopeptidase activity. The record is from RefSeq and is a predicted model, not a curated record.
CUCUCCUCCCUCUCCCCACUCUGCUCCCUCCCUCCUCUCUCGCGCUCGGAUCGUGCAAGGCGCUCGCUCGGGCUGCUGUACGAAUCUUAACGGUCGCUGUCCUCCCCGGCGCCACCGGACCGAAGCCAUGCGCCGUGCGCUCUCCGCCUGCCUGGCGCUCUGGGCGCUGACAGCCGGCUACUCCGUCCACGCCGGCGUGGCGAUCUCCCCGCCGCCGCCGCCGGCGCGUUCCUCCUCCUCCUCGUCGUCGUCGUCGCCGGCACCGCCGCUCGCCGCCACGCCGUCGCCGGGCCGCGCCCGCAUGCACCUCGACCCGUCGGCGGCGCUGGGCCUGGAGCUGUACCACGCGCUGCGCGCCGCUGCCGGCGGUGCCACCCGCAACCUCCUCUUCUCGCCGCUCGCCGCCGCCGCCACCCUCGGCCUGGCCAAGAGGGCCGAGCCCGGCGACUCCGGUGGUGGUGGUGGUGGUGGUGGUGGCGGUGCCCGUGCAGCGGCACGCCGCGAGAUGCACGGAGGCGGUGGCACCGCGGACGCGGCAGCUCCGGCAGGCGCCGACCGCGGGGACCUGGGCUCCCCGGCGGCGGUGGUGGGGGGGGCCGCCCCCCCCCCGCCGCUCUCCGUGUCCGAGUGGAGCGACCAGGCCCGCCUCGCCAGCGCGCUCUUCCUGCGCGCCAACGCCACCGGCCCGGCGGAGGGGAACGGCAGCGGCGGUGACGGCGUCUACCGCCUGGGGGCCGUGAGCGCGCACGACGCCGCCGACUCCAUCAACAGCUGGGCCGAGCGCUGCACCGCCGGCGGCGUGCCGGAGCUGGUGACGGAGCAGGACGUGGGCGGCCCCAGCGGCGCUCGCUGGGGGGGGGCGGCGGACGGCGGCGGCGCCGCGCUGGUGAGCGCCGCCUGGUUCCACGGCCGCUGGCAGAGGGCCUUCCCCGCCGAGAACACGCGGCGCUUCCACUUCUCGCGGGACGACGGCGCCGAGACGCAGCUCUCCAUGAUGUACCAGCAGGCCGAGCUUCCCUACGCGGAGGUGAGCGAGGGCCAGCUGGUGGAGGUGCCGUGCGAGGGCGGCGAGCUGGCGCUGGUGCUGGCGCUGCCCCGGCAGGAGGUGCCGCUGGCGUCGCUGGAGCGGGCGCUGCGGCCGCGGCUGCUCAGCGACUGGAUCCACGCGCUCAAGCGCCAGCGCGUGGAGCUCUACCUGCCCAGGUUCCGCCUGGACGUGCGCACGGCGCUGGGCGAGGCGCUGGUGAAGAUCGGUCACGUGAAGGACGCUCUGGCGGCCGGCGGCGGCGGCGCUGGCGGUGGCGGUGGAGGGGCGGCGGCGCUGGCGGCCGCCUCGCUGCAGCGCGCCGUGCUGGACGUGACGGAGGACGGCACUGAAGCGCUGUCACCCGCCGGUCUGAAUUCCAUGGGCAAGUCCCCCGGGUACCUGUACCCGCAGGUGAUCGCCGACCACCCGUUCUUCUUCCUGCUGCGGAGCCGCGUCACAGGUGCGGUGCUGCUCAUGGGGCGUCUCACCGACCCGGACCCCGUGGCCGACGUGGACUUCAACGUGGACGUCCUCUAGGGGGCGUGCCAGGGACCAGCGUGGAACCGCCCCCCUCUCCUGAGCCCCCCCCCCCCAUUUCCCGCCUGCCCCCCUGCCCUUCCCCCCCUCCUAAACCCUCCCAGUCCCCCCCGUUCCCCCUCCUGACCUCCC